AUGCGCAUGAUGGGUGGUUCGACGAAGACCUUUGGGACGCCCAUCUUCCAAGGACCGCCGGUCACUCCACCGCUGGAGCUGCACUUCCGGCAGGACCCCUGCCUGUUCCGUGAGCGGCUGACGGACGCCUUUAGGAUGGUAGGCAUGGGAAUCGUCCGCCUGGAGGAGGACGCCCCGACCGCCGCUGGCGCGGGGACCGUCAUGAAGCCCUGGCCUGACGACCGGACUGCUCUACGUUUCAGCAUCGUCUUCGACAUGUUCCACAAGACCAUGGCUGUCAUGGCUUCCAUCGCCCGCGGCCAGGAUGUCCAGGUUCAUAAUCUCAACGGGAGCAUGGCGUGGGUGCGCUUUCAGCACUUUUCCGUCACGGACGCCCUUCGACUUUUGGUGGCGGAAACAGCGCGCCACAGCAUCUCCGGCCGCCACGCGGCGCACGCCCUGGACAACAUCCGCCUACAGGAAGGGGAGUAUUGGGAGACGGGCCUCAAUCGCCUAGCACGCAUUGCGCGCGCUGCGAGCGUCCUCCCCGAUCGCCCCUACCUCGCGUGGACCAAGGAUGCCUUCUCGCGCCAAGCCAAGCAGCGCGGCUCAUCCCUUGCGCUGCUUGAAGGGGAGACUGCUGGCGUCCCGCUGUCGGUGGAUCGCCAGGGUUCGACUUCGGACUCGGACGCCGACCGAGUCGACGCCCAUGUUGCUGCGGUCGACACUGCUGGGGACGGACCCCCGGCGACCCAUGCGGCCCCUCGGGCCCCGUUCGACAGUUGCGCUACGCGGCCAGCUGGUCAAUCGCGCCUUCAGGACUUCAGGAAGCGGGAGCGGACGCGUGGCCAAGCGGGUGAUGCCGGUACAGGAGUGCGCGACUCGAGUCGCCAGCACCGCACAGAGAGUCAAGCGCCUCAGCCCGCAACCCGAGGGCAGCCGGCCGAGCGUGGACCACCCUCCGGCGCCCCACAGCUUGCCGCCGAUGCGCCAGCACCCGACGCUGAUCAAACGCAGAUCCAGAAGUUCAUCAUGCUCGAUGGGGUCUGCUUCAACUAUGCGACGGGAUUUCCGUGCCAAAGGAUGAUGCAGGAUCACCACUGUCACCACCUGCACACCGGCGAGCCCAUCCCCGUCAAGGCAUACCCGCGACCGCCGUCCUGGAACGCGACCACCCCGGUGGCGGCCGUGCAGGAAUACGACGAAAACGUCCUGUACGCGGCUGAUGCCUUCGCCAGCUGGACAGACUCCUGCGGGCACGAAGCAGCGGAGGACACGCCGGAUGCCAGCGCCUGA
Ectocarpus sp. CCAP 1310/34 is the source of this 1275-nucleotide messenger RNA. Lineage: Eukaryota; Phaeophyceae; Ectocarpales; Ectocarpaceae. The record is from the annotation of a GenBank genome assembly.